This is a messenger RNA of Alligator sinensis (Chinese alligator), 6884 nucleotides long. RefSeq names its product proprotein convertase subtilisin/kexin type 5 (gene PCSK5). Bases 1 to 5691 code for a protein of 1896 amino acids. Gene Ontology annotation, cellular component: trans-Golgi network; Golgi membrane. Gene Ontology annotation, biological process: peptide hormone processing. The transcript has 39 exons. NCBI's taxonomy places the organism in Eukaryota, Metazoa, Chordata, Crocodylia, Alligatoridae. The record is from RefSeq and is a predicted model, not a curated record. Gene Ontology annotation, molecular function: serine-type endopeptidase activity.
AUGGUGGCAGCAGUGGUGGCAGCAGGGGUGUCUGUGCUGGAGUUCAAGCUUCUAGUCACAUCUGUCACAACCCGAGUUACCCUAAUGCCUGUCCAGGAAAAGGUGGGUGGGAGGAGCCGCUGCUGCCGCGGGGGAGGCGGCGGAGGAGGGGACCUGCUCUGCCUGCUCGUACUGGGGCUCCUGCUGCCCGCCUGCAGGACUCGCGUGUAUACCAACCACUGGGCUGUGAGGAUAACUGGGGGGCUCCAGGAGGCCAGCAGGAUAGCUAGCAAAUACGGAUACGUCAAUAUAGGACAGAUCGGAACACUGAAGGAUUACUACCACUUCUACCAUAGUAAAACAAUUAAAAGGUCAGUUCUUUCAAGUAGAGGUACCCACAGCUUCAUUUCAAUGGAACCAAAGGUGGAAUGGAUACAACAGCAGGUGGGUCAAAGAAGGAUAAAGAGGGAUUAUAAAGCUGGUGGUACUCAAACCAUUCUUUUCAAUGAUCCCAAGUGGCAAAGCAUGUGGUACAUGCACUGCAAUGAUAACACCCAUAACUGUCAAUCAGACAUGAAUAUAGUAGGUGCUUGGAAGAGAGGCUACACUGGGAAGAAUGUUGUAGUCACCAUCCUGGAUGACGGCAUUGAAAGAAAUCACCCGGACUUGAUACAGAAUUAUGAUCCCCAUGCCAGCUUUGAUGUCAAUGGCAACGAUUUUGACCCGAUGCCUCGGUAUGAUGCCAGCAAUGAAAACAAGCAUGGAACCCGUUGUGCUGGAGAAGUGGCAGCCACUGCAAACAACUCACACUGCAUAGUAGGAAUUGCCUAUACUGCCAAGAUUGGAGGGGUACGGAUGCUGGACGGUGAUGUUACAGACAUGGUAGAAGCAAAGUCUCUUAGCCUUAAUCCACAAUAUAUCCACAUCUACAGUGCCAGCUGGGGUCCAGAUGAUGAUGGCAAGACUGUGGAUGGACCUGCUUCUUUAGCACGUCAGGCCUUCGAGAAUGGCAUCAGAGCGGGACGAAGAGGCUUAGGUUCCAUUUAUGUCUGGGCAUCUGGAAAUGGUGGAAGGAGUAGAGAUCACUGCUCCUGUGAUGGCUACACUAAUAGCAUCUACACUAUCUCCAUAAGCAGCACAGCUGAAAGUGGGAAGAAACCUUGGUAUCUGGAAGAAUGUGCAUCAACGCUAGCUACGACUUACAGCAGUGGGGAAUCGUACGACAGGAAAAUAAUCACCACAGACCUGAGGCAUCGUUGCACAGACAGCCAUACUGGAACCUCAGCCUCUGCACCUAUGGCUGCAGGGAUCAUUGCAGAGGCACUGGAAGCAAAUCCAUUUCUGACCUGGCGAGAUGUACAGCAUAUCAUUGUAAGGACUUCACGUGCAGGACAUCUAAAUGCUAAUGACUGGAAAACCAAUGCUGCUGGUUAUAAGGUGAGUCACCUGUAUGGAUUUGGACUGAUGGAUGCAGAAGCUAUGGUGAUAGAAGCAGAAAAGUGGACAAGAGUCCCCCAGCAGCACGUCUGUGUGGAGAACAUAGAUCGACAAAUCAAAACAAUACGGCCUGAACAUCAUGUCCGCUCAAUCUACAAAGCCACCGGCUGUGCAGAUAACCCCAAUCAUCAUGUGAUAUAUCUAGAGCAUGUGGUUGUGCGCAUCACUAUUACCCAUCCUCGCCGUGGAGACUUGGCAAUCUAUUUAACAUCUCCAUCUGGAACAAGGUCGCAGCUAUUGGCUAACAGGUUAUUUGAUCAUUCCAUGGAAGGGUUUAAAAACUGGGAGUUUAUGACUACUCACUGCUGGAGCGAGAAAGCAGCAGGUGACUGGAUUUUGGAGAUUUUCGAUACACCAUCUCAGCUGAGAAAUUUCAAGACUCCAGGCAAAUUGAAAGAGUGGUCCUUAGUACUUUAUGGGACAUCCAUCCAACCUUAUUCUCCAAGAAAUGAUUUUCCAAAAGUAGAACGGGUGCGCUCCAGUCCAAUUGAAGACCCUACAGAAGAUUAUGGGACCGAUGAUUAUUCAGGACCAUGCAAUGCAGAAUGUAGUAAAGUAGGGUGUGAUGGGCCAGGACCGGACCACUGUACUGACUGUCUGCACUACUACUACAAAUCUAAAAACAAUACACGGAUCUGUGUUCCAAACUGCCCACCCGGUCACUACACUGCAGACAAAAAACGCUGCAAAAAGUGCUCACCCAAUUGCGAAACCUGUAUUGGAAGCCAUAGUGAUCAGUGCGUGACCUGUAAAUCUGGCUACUACUUGAAUGAAGAAACCAAUACCUGCAUUACCAACUGCCCAGAUGGGUUUUACCUGGAUAAGAAUAGGAUUGUUUGCCGAAAAUGCAGUGAGAACUGCAAGACAUGUGUUGAAUUCCAAACCUGCACAGAAUGCAGACAUGGCCUAAGUUUACAUGGAUCCAGAUGUGCAAUCCGCUGUGAAGAUGGAAAGUUUCACAGUGGCAGGGAAUGUGAACCUUGUCACCGUUCCUGCGCCACAUGUGCAGGUGCUGGAAUAGAUGCUUGUAUAAACUGCACUGAUGGUUAUUUUCUGGAGGAUGGGAGAUGUGUGCAAAGCUGUAGUACUGGUUAUUACCUUGAUCAUUCUCUGGAAGAUAUAUUCAAAAACUGCAAAAAAUGUGAUGCCAGCUGUUUGGAUUGCAAUGGGCAAGGAGACAAAAACUGUACAAGUUGUCCAAGUGGCUAUAUCUUAGAUGCAGGUGUCUGUGUAGCUGGAACAGUCUGUAAGGACGGGGAAUAUGCUGAUCAUCUGGGUCAAUGUCUAUUCUGUGAUGCAUCCUGUUCUAAGUGCACAGGACCAAAGCAGAAUGACUGUAUUGGCUGCCCUAUCACAAGAUUUUUUGAUGAUGGCCUCUGCAUUCUGAAAUGCCCCAAAGGGAAAUUCGAAUUUAAAAACCAGUGCCAUUUGUGCCAUCAUACCUGCCUGGAUUGUAGCGGAAGUGAACCCAACAAAUGCACUGUGUGUGGUACAGAUAAAAGAGGGAUAAAACGUUUCCUGUACAUUGGAGAGUGCAGAGAGAGCUGUCCCCCAGGACACUACCAUUCAGAAGACAACACCUGCAUACCUUGCUCUGAGCAGUGUGAAGCGUGCCUUGACUCCACUCACUGCAAGAGAUGUUUCAAAGGAUACUACCUAGAUAAAAACGAGUGUCAGAAACAUGAAUGUAGAGAAGGUGAAGUGGAAGACCCUGACUCUGAAGAAUGUGUACCUUGUGCAGAUGGAUGCCGGACAUGCAGUGUGGAUGACCCAAAAAACUGUACAUCGUGCAUUCACAAUUAUUACAUGUAUAAGCAGUACUGCUACAGAAACUGCCCGGGGAAUACUUAUGCUGAUGAAAAUGCUCAAGAGUGCAUGGAAUGUCCAAACAACUGUGGCAGCUGUAAUGAGCAUGAGUGCUUCUGGUGCAACAAAGACUUUUAUCUUUCAGAUGGGAUAUGUGUGAAUGAAUGCAAAGCUGGUUUCUAUGGUGAUUAUGUUACUGGAGUAUGUGAAGCAUGUCACAAGACCUGUGCCACAUGUGAAUGGUUCAACUAUGAUGACUGCACCAGCUGCAAAAAGAAUUUCUGGAUAUAUCAUGGGAGGUGCGUGAAUCCAGAUAACGAACCAACAGAGAGAAAACCCUGGAAUGACAUACUGGGACAGAACCGGCCCUGUGAUUCUUCAUGUAAGACCUGCAGUACAGCUGCCAAUAUGUGCACUUCCUGUCCCAAAGGGACAUUUCUUUCCUUUGAAACGUGUGUCAAGCAAUGCCCACAAGGAACUUUUGCCAACCUAAGAAAUGGGAAAUGUGAGAAUUGCACAGACAACUGUGAAAACUGCUCUGAACCUAGGUACUGCCUAAAGUGCCACUCUGUCCCAGAUCAGCUGUUCUACCUGCAUGAAGGCAGAUGCCUUCAGGAAUGCCCAGAGGGGCAUUUUGCUGAAGCUGAUACUUGCAACAAGUGCAGCAAACCCUGCAAGGCAUGCAUGGGGAAUGCUACAAAAUGUUUGUCUUGUGAGAAUCCCUUGCUCUUGGAGCACUGGGAAUGUAAACCUUCCUGUUCUGAGAAGCACUUUGCCACUGAUGGGACCUGUAAACACUGCCCUGAGAUGUGUCAGGAAUGCAUUCAUGAACAUACCUGCAAAGCGUGCAUAGACCAGUUUUUCCUGCACAAUGGGAGGUGUCUGCAGGACUGCCCCUCUGGCUUUUAUGCUGAAUCUAACAGGUGCUUUUCCUGCAAUGAGGACUGCAAAGAAUGUGACGGGCCUGAUUCUGAUGACUGUACUGAGUGUGCAAUCAGUUCCUUUGUUCAGUAUAGUGGUGGAUGUUUUAAAGAAUGUCCGGAUGGGACUUACUAUGAAGAAGAAACCGAAGAUUGUCAAGAGUGCAACAGGACCUGCCAGACCUGCUCCUCUUCUACUGAUUGCUUGACCUGUAGGGAGGGCUUGGUGAUGAACAGGCAGGGUUACUGCAUGGCAUCUACGUUCUGCUCUCUUACUGAGUACCAGGAUCAAAAGACUCACACCUGCAAACCUUGCCAUGAGAAAUGCUUUCGCUGUAUAGGCCCUGCUGAAGACCUGUGUCUCAGCUGCUCAAAAAAUCAACAUCUUCUCAAUACAACCUGUGUUGAAGCUUGUCCUGAUGGAUAUUAUGCUGACAGUGAUGAAGGACGAUGUUUCACAUGCCACAGUACCUGUCAGACUUGCUAUGGAAAACACAGUACACAAUGUCUUUCCUGCAGACCAGGCUGGUACAAACAAGGAAAUGGAUGUGUAGAGUCCUGCCCAGUUGGAUAUUAUGGAAGUAACUCUACUGGCUUGUGCCAGAAAUGCCACAUAAGCUGUAAGGAGUGUUUGGGACCUCAGCCCACAGACUGUCUGUCCUGUGAUGACUAUUUCUUCCUGCUUCAUUCCAAGAAUGAAUGUCUCCACUCUUGCCCUGAAUAUUAUUAUGGGGACCAUGAUAAGAACACCUGUGAAAGAUGCCACCCUACCUGCAGUUCAUGUGAUGGGGAGGGAGCACUCAGGUGCACAGCUUGUGUGUGGAGUUACCAUCUAGCAGGUGGAAUCUGCUACUCUGAAUGUUUUGCAGGAGAAUACAAAGUCCAAGAGGGAGACCCACUGAAAUGUGACAACUGUCAUGACAGCUGCAUCGAGUGUAAGGGACCUGGCCCAUACAAUUGCACUGUUUGCCCAGCUAACACGAGACUCUACCUAGAUGAGAGCCAGUGUGUGGAGUGCUGUGGUAGUUCUGACCUGGCAAAAGACCAGGACUGCUGUGACUGCAGUGAAAUACAAGACGAGUGUGUAUUACAGACCAGUUUGAAUCUACCAACUGAAAAUAAAAAGAAAACUGCUUUGUUUGUUAUUACAUCCAUUUUGCUGAUCCUCAUCUUUGGAGCCAUUGCAUUCAUUUGGAGAAGGUCACGAGCUAAACCACAGCCAGCCAACAAAGGUGGGUACGAGAAGUUGACAAAUCAUACAAAAACUUUGCCUUCUUACAAAAGCAACCACUAUCAGAACACUAGCUAUCAGGAGGAUCGAGUGAUUGAGUUUCGAGACCGGGAUGAUCAAGAUGAAGAGGACGAUGAUGAUGAUAUUGUAUAUAUGGGCCAAGAUGGCACAGUCUAUCGUAAAUUUAAAUAUGGACUUUUGGAGGAUGAUGAAGAAGAUGAACUGGAAUAUGAUGAUGAAAGUUAUUCCUUUAGAUAACUUUUUAUUAAUGUAUGUAUUGUUUUCCUCUUUGUUGCCUUGCCUAUGAAAUGAAAUCAAUUUAGUUAAGUUAUAGGGGUCAUAAAUAUUUUGUUAUUUCUUAGUACAGUGAAGCUGGAGCAGAAAUUUAUGUUCAUCAUAAUGCUACAAAAAUGGGAUACAUUUUAGCUCUACAUCCUGUAAAAGCAGAAUUGUUUCUAGUUACUUUCUUUUCUCUCAUACUUUGCAAAAAUCUUUGAUGGAUCUUUCAAUUAGCAGUAUUCAAGAAACUGCUCUGGCUAUAAGAUUAUUUUUCUGUACACUCCUGUGUGGAAAUGAAUCCUUUUCCAAUAUGUUUGUGGAUACACAUAUGUAGAUAAUACAGACACACACACCUUUUGAGUGUCUUGCCAAUACCCGUGAAAAUGUAUUCAUGUAAAGAAGACUGACAUAUUUAUCUCCGUAAUAUAUGUCACUAGGAUAGGAUGCCACUUUAUUGUUUACUGCUUUGUGAUUAUAGUUUGUACUGUAUUUCAAAAUAUGAUAUGUAGUUUCAUUCAUUUUACUGUGUUUUUCUUACUUGGUAUUAUCCAAAGUACUAAUAUUUCCCUAAGUCUGACACAUUUCGUCUGAUAACCUUGAAGUGUAUUUCCACAGGAAGAGUUUAUCUAUCACAUUCAGUUUUAGAUAAAAUUUGAGGUCAUUGAGAACACAUUCCAAGUUGAAUAUAUUAUAUCAUUAGCUUAUAUAAAACAUAAUAUAUAUGAUAUAAUGUAUCUAAUAUUAAAUACGAAUUAAUUUUGAUUUAGCGAUAUAUUUUAAGAAACAUUUAAUUAUUCAGUUAUUUUUGGACUUAGUGAACAAGAAUGCUUAGCCCAUAAAUAAGUACAUUUGGAGUCUCUGUCUCUAAAAACCUUGAGAAACUACAGAGUAUUGACACAAACCAGACAUAAAUGCAAAGGAUUUACUCAUCUUACCUUUCAUAUCUAUCACAAAUGACUUUGGAUGCUCACAAUAUAGGAAAAGGCAUAAUCAACGCAGCACUGAGAACUGUCAGUUAAAGCAAAAGAGUGCAAUAGUGUGAUUUUGUUAUUAGUACAAAAACAUAACAUUGUUCUACAAGAGAAGAUGCUAAAUCUGGAUCCUUUAUUGUGGAAGAAUAAACUGAAACUUUGUACAAAAACAUGCCAAGAAUGUUGUAUUUACUAGGAAUG